Molecule: messenger RNA, 3645 nt
Organism: Schistosoma curassoni
Lineage: Eukaryota; Metazoa; Platyhelminthes; Trematoda; Strigeidida; Schistosomatidae
Source: the annotation of a GenBank genome assembly
AUGCUGCAUUAUGCUUCGGAGAUUAGGGAAACAGAUAGCGAAAAAAUACUAUUUAAGAAGAGGCAAGUGAAUAAAGUCUAUAAUGGAUGGCCGUGUCGAAUUGAAGUAAAACUUUAUCGUACUGCACGCGAAAGAGAAAAGUAUGACAAUCUUGCUGAACUCUAUGCUGUUAUCAACACUAUACAAUGUUUACAAAAAGCAUAUAUUAAGGACUAUGUGGAAUCAAAAGAGUAUACUGCUGCCUGUUCAAAGCUUCUUGUCCAGUACAAAGCUGCAUUUAAACAAGUUCAAGGAGAUGAAUUUGCUACUGUAGAGGAUUUCAUGCGAAAAUAUAAAAUGGAUUGUCCAGCAGCUCUAGAGCGUAUUAAGGAGGGAAGACCGAUAACUAUCAAGGAUGAUAAACAAAAUAUAAAUAAAAGUAUUGCUGAUACUGUUUCCUUGUUUAUUACUAUUAUGGAUAAGCUGCGACUAGAUAUUCGCGCAGUGGAUGAACUCCAUCCAGAUCUUCGAGAAUUGUAUGAAACCCUUUAUCGGUUGAGUAUUCUACCUGCAGAUUUUGAGGGUAAAGAUAGAGUGAAAGCCUGUGGCUAGGGGAGUAGAGGCGUUUCUUGAGACGUCUUCGGGAAGCACGUUGAGGCCUCCAGAGGCUCUAACGAAGCCGAAGUGUUCCCAUCCAAUCAGAGCUUUCUAGAUUAUCAACGUGGCAUGCUACUAUUAGACGGUAGCAUAAAUUACCUCCUUGCUGAUUGGCUGGAUUAUAAUGAUGUCAUAGCCAACGCUAAUAAUUAUAAACACCCACGUUUUUCUGUGCAUUUUUGAUUCUUACCGAAUGAUCUUUUCCCUUGAAUCUUGUCUUCUGAUAUGCGACUGUGGGGUUCUACACGUUCAAGUGCCGGUAGUUGUAUAUCGUCUUAUACCAUAAUCAAGUAGGGGAUGUAAAAGCGAGUAGAGCUGGUGUAUACGGUAUCGCAGUUAUCUUCGGAGUGAUCACGUCCCGCAUUCAUAACACAACUAAUAAAUCAAACCUUUGUUUUGAACCGAAUCUUGCAGUUAAAAAAAGAAGGAAGAUCAUAAUUUCCCACUUGGAAAAUAUGGAAAGCCCAACUACAUAGUUGAAAACAUUUGAAAAACAAACUGGACUAGUAGAGUAAGUAGCAAUCAAUAUAAAAAUUUUAGCUUGACUAAAGUCGAUCAUUGCAUUCGUUUCUAUGAUGUUGAUGCUAAAACGAAAACUAAGUGGUUCUCCACAAUGUUUUGCAUAUAAAAGGUCAACUUGGAUCAGAAGGUAUAUGAAUUUCUAGAGUUGAACUCUUUCGAAUCUGAAGACAGAAACUUAACCCAUGCACUAUAGCUUGAGUUCCAGAGGAAUACAUAUCAAGGACAUAAUGGACGGAAAGUGGCGUAAAAUAUGGCGAAUGCUCACUGAAGAUGGUUACACUUCCUUGUUCAUUAAAAGAAACCUAGAGCCAAACAUUUACGUGAGAAUAACAUCUAUAGUCUUGAAAAAGCUAUUUUAUAAUUUAACAGUAUGAAGACCAGAUUAUCUCACUAAUACUUUCUAUAAAUGAAAAUGGUUAUUGCAGCUGAACUGGUGGAAAACUGAUAAUUGGAUACGAGUGAAACAUACUGACUAUUAAAAGCAUUUCCAGGAUAUAUUUCGAAUGAUUAAGGUUUGAAUAUAUGUUAAGUAGAUACUUGCUGUAAUAAUGCGCAAUUUAUCUUGAUAAUUCUAUACUGUACCAAUGUUAAGAUUGUCUCAUAAACCUAUUAUUCUUAAAAACAUCAAUAAGGCAGAUGUCGGGAAAUUGUGCAUACUUUAUUAUUAGAUUUAUUCUAAACGAUUCAUGAAAUUAACUUCAGUCUGUCAGUUAAGGCUUAGAAGUUUUCUCUUCUCAUAUAGGCUUUGAACGUGGAUUAAUGCCUGCCAGCUAUUCUUGUGAAAUCUGAAUCAACACUACUAGGCUACUGACAAUAAUUAAAGUAGUAUAAUUCCUCUUAUUAAAAUGUGUUGAACGCAGAUAAAUUUGCUAAGUUUUAGAACCCCCAUAGCAAAUUCAUAAAGUAGGGAUACCUGCUCUAACAAUUGUUCGUAAUAACUUCUACAAUAUCUACAGCUAUUCAUUCCUAUGCACUAUUAUGGCGCACAAUAUAUUAGGGUAAGCUUAUGAAAUCAUGUCUGAGUUAGUCCGUGUUGUAAAUUUAAAUGGUAGAUUUCGCGUCAUUCGUGUUUUGAAUACUAAGAAAAUGUGAUAAGAUUUAAUCACACUAAUUUUGGCAAUUAUGGCAAGUUAAAAAACCAUAUCAAUUAAAGAAAAUGAAUGUGCAAUUAAGAUGUCAAGUUGAAUACAUCUAUGAGAAAAUCAAUUUGCAAAAUCUUCAAUAAUUGAGUGAUUAACACAGUAAUUCUCCUCACCUAAGGUUUAUUUAUUGGAGGAACUUAGAUCUUAACAUCCACAAGUUAGAAUUGUAGAAUUUUAUUUAUGAUUCAGAGCAAUCAUAUUAUCAACGCAUGCUGGCUUACAAGUCUUGGUAAGCAAAAUGGCGUCAUCAAUAUCUCGAUGCCUUUUUUAACUAGCUAUGUAUCUCUCGCCAAGGAUGUGUUUAUUAUUAGCCUUUAGUAUGUGUACGGUAUUCGAAGUAGUACCAUAGUUCUAGUCACCUGAGCUGACAAAUUUGUUUUGUUAUCAAUACUGGAGUAAUCUUUGCAUCCAUCAACUGUCAGAAGCGAAUAAACUAAGUGCUUGUGUUACGUAAUUUUCAAAUGACAUAUUUAUAUUGUGAUUUCAAAUCAUACCCAUUCAAAGAUGCGAAGGAAAGCUGGAUUUCUCGUUUAGUAACCCAUUGUUUUCCUCAUUGUAGUCUACUUUUCGCAAUCUGCUAAUGCACAUUGGGUAAAAAUUCAUAGUACAAGCGUAUUUUCAAAUAUUUUGUCAGCACUGGUCGUCUCAGAGUUAUACUAUUCGCACUCGGGAAAAUACUAAGUAUAAAUACUACUAACUACUUUAAAUUUCCCGAAAUUCUAAUCUAAUGCUUGAUCAUUUGUUUCAAGAAAGUUCUGAAUAAGGCGGUUAUUCAUCAAAUAUUUUAACUCGAAGCAGCUUUACACGUUUGGGAUGUAAUAAACAAUAAUUGAAAGUACAGUCGUUAUCAUAAAUCUACAUGACAAGUUGUUAUGUAAAUUGAUGCAAAGUUCAGAACUUAUGCGUCUAUUUUAUGUGUCAUUGUGAAUAUAUUUGUUAUAUAUAAAUCCAGAUAAUGCCUAUAGUUUUCUUUCAUUCAUAUGAAAUUCCUAUAAAUAUAUAAACAUAUCUAUGCUUAUUUAUCUACAUUAUUCUUGCCUGUUUAAAAUAAAUAAGCUGAGAGACAAAAAUGAAUGAAUUAUAUGGUGGAAGUCAUUUUCGUACGGUUAGAUUCCUUCUUUUUGUUCUUCCUAAUACUAAUAUUAAUAAUGGUUGCCAGAUCUACCGUAACCUUGCAAAUUUCUCUUCUUUAUUGUAAUUAAAGAAAAAUUAUUCUGAUGCUUUAACUGAAGUGUACGAAUCAAGAGUUGAACACUUAAGUUGUACACUAACAACUGUAUAACUCAAGAUCCUUAAAUUUUAAACAUCUAACAAAUUUUUUUUUCAUACAAGUAUCCGUAUAAAG